This is a messenger RNA of Abrus precatorius (Indian licorice), 1095 nucleotides long. RefSeq names its product LIM domain-containing protein WLIM2b-like. Gene Ontology annotation, cellular component: actin cytoskeleton; plasma membrane. Gene Ontology annotation, biological process: actin filament bundle assembly. Bases 371 to 946 code for a protein of 191 amino acids. NCBI's taxonomy places the organism in Eukaryota, Viridiplantae, Streptophyta, Magnoliopsida, Fabales, Fabaceae. The record is from RefSeq and is a predicted model, not a curated record. The transcript is spliced from 6 exons. Gene Ontology annotation, molecular function: actin filament binding.
AAAAGUGUUAAUGGAGCCAGCAAAGAUAUUUACAUGUUUCUUCCCAACAGUUAUUUGCAAUGAAAAUCACUUCACUCUCUCUUUAGUAUGGUGACCAUCACAUUAUUUUUUCUCAUUAUAUAUUCAAAGACAUUCAUCGUUCCAGCUCCUAAGUCCUAACCUCACCCUCUUCUUCCAUUUGGGUAUAUCUUUCGCCCUCAAAAUUUCAUCUUCAGCUUUAAAGUUCAAAGUUUUAGAUCACAACAACACUCCCGUUUAUACGCUUUCACCGAUCCAGUUCAAGUUUGAACGAGAAAAGUAGUUUCUGAAGCCGAUCUAGUACCUUGGGAAUUUGAAGUUGGUGGUGAAUUUAGAUCUAAAAGCCACAGCAAUGUCUUUUAUUGGUACUCAGCAAAAGUGCAAGGCUUGUGAGAAAACGGUGUAUCCCGUUGAUCAGCUUUCUGCUGAUGGCACUGCUUAUCAUAAAGCUUGCUUCAGGUGCUCUCACUGCAAAGGAACAUUAAAGCUAAGUAACUAUUCAUCAAUGGAAGGUGUUCUUUACUGUAAGCCUCACUAUGAGCAGCUCUUCAAGGAGACUGGUACCUUCAGCAAGAACUUCCAGUCACCUGCAAAGCUAUCUGACAAGACAACUCCUGAGCUGACAAGGUCCCCCAGUAAAGCUGCGAGCAUGUUUUCUGGGACACAAGAAAAGUGUGCUACAUGUGGCAAAACUGCGUAUCCAUUGGAGAAGGUAACAGUGGAAGGCCAGGCCUAUCACAAAUCAUGUUUCAAGUGUUCACACGGUGGUUGUCCCAUAACCCCAUCAAAUUAUGCAGCCCUUGAGGGCAUUUUGUAUUGCAAGCACCAUUUCUCCCAGCUUUUUAAAGAGAAAGGAAGCUAUAAUCACCUUACUAAAUCUGCAUCUAUCAAACGAGCAGCAACAUCUGUUCCAGUCCCAGAAUCUUGAAUGUUUCAUCCCUUUUAUUGUUUAAAUAUAUUUUGGUAUGUCAACCAAGUGUUUGUAUGUGUGCCUUAAAUUUUUUAAUUGUUCUCUUGUGACUUCAUCCUUUCUGAUUUUUUUUCUCAUAUAUGCGUGGAGUGCAAAUCUUGUGUGGU